This is a messenger RNA of Hibiscus syriacus, 1254 nucleotides long. Its product is annotated as indole-3-glycerol phosphate synthase, chloroplastic-like. The record is from RefSeq and is a predicted model, not a curated record. The transcript is spliced from 10 exons. Gene Ontology annotation, molecular function: indole-3-glycerol-phosphate synthase activity; phosphoribosylanthranilate isomerase activity. Lineage: Eukaryota; Viridiplantae; Streptophyta; Magnoliopsida; Malvales; Malvaceae. Gene Ontology annotation, biological process: L-tryptophan biosynthetic process. The coding region runs from base 22 to 1182 and encodes 386 amino acids.
GAGUUUGUGAAUUGUGAAAGAAUGGAGGCACUGAUUUCCAUGAAGUCGACUGCUGGAAUUUCCUUCCAAUCUUUUCCUUUCUUUAAUCAGCCAUCUGGAACCUUAGUCAGACGCUCCUCAAUGGACCUUCCUCUCCAUCGCUCCAAUUUUCCUGCCAUUCGAGCCCACCAGCCCGAUACGAUAUCCCCGAAAGGGGAAGAGGCUUUGAAAGUAAAGGAAUGGGAACUUGGAAUGUUCCAAAACGAACUCGCAGCAAGUCAGGGUAUAAGAAUACGGCGACGGCCUCCGACGGGUCCUCCGUUGCAUUACGAAGGUCCCUUCGAGUUCUGUCUGCAGAAUGAGGGGAACACUCCUCGUAACAUACUCGAGGAAAUUAUUUGGAACAAGGACAUUGAAGUUUCGCAAAUGAAAGAGAAGAAGCCUUUGGCUUCAUUGAAAAAGUUGAUCGAGAAUGCACCUCCAAGUAGAGACUUUGUUGGGGCUCUUAAGGCUGCACAUUCGCGAACUGGAUUGCCUGGUUUAAUUGCUGAAGUUAAGAAGGCUUCCCCUAGCAGAGGAAUUCUGAGAGAGAAUUUUGAUCCGGUAAAGGCAGAGGCAUAUGACAAGGCUGGAGCCGCUUGUCUCAGUGUUUUGACUGAUGAAAAGUAUUUUAAGGGGAGCUUUGAAAAUCUGGAGGCAAUAAGAAAUGCUGGAGUAAAGGUUUUCUCUCUACUGUGCAAAGAAUUUGUGAUAGAUGCUUGGCAGAUCUAUUAUGCUCGAAUUAAAGGAGCAGAUGCAAUACUUUUAAUUGCUGCUGUUUUGCCUGAUCUGGACAUCAGAUAUAUGGUUAAAAUCUGCAAGAUGCUUGGUUUGGCUGCGCUUGUUGAGGUGCAUGAUGAGAGGGAAAUGGAUCGUGUUCUUGGUAUAGAAGGGAUUGAACUUAUUGGUAUCAAUAAUCGUAACCUUGAAACAUUUGAGGUAGAUAUCAGUAACACAAAGAAGCUUCUUGAAGGCGAGCGUGGCCAAUUGAUCCGUCAGAAAGAUAUAAUUGUUGUAGGAGAAUCUGGGCUGCUUACACCGGAUCAUGUUGCUAAUGUGCAAGAAGCCGGUGUUAAAGCGGUUUUGGUUGGGGAGUCGAUAGUGAAGCAAAGCGACCCUGGAAAAGGAAUAGCUGCACUUUAUGGUAAAGACAUUUCUGUGUGAGUUUUAAUAAGAAAGUUGGAUCGUUUGAUUUCUGGAAUUAUUUAGUUGUACCGUACCACCUUUUCUCCUGGA